Molecule: messenger RNA, 4315 nt
Organism: Micropterus dolomieu (smallmouth bass)
Lineage: Eukaryota; Metazoa; Chordata; Actinopteri; Centrarchiformes; Centrarchidae
Gene: adamts13
Product: ADAM metallopeptidase with thrombospondin type 1 motif, 13
Exons: 29
Coding region: 1-4179 (1392 amino acids)
Biological process (GO): extracellular matrix organization; proteolysis
Cellular component (GO): extracellular matrix
Molecular function (GO): metalloendopeptidase activity
Source: RefSeq, a predicted model, not a curated record
AUGGGUUUUAUGACUCUGCUCUGUCUGCUGUCGCUGCGGCCUGGCUUCGCCGCUCUAAUGAGUUCUCCAUUGGAAGAGCUUUUUCAUCACUCCUCCAGUCAAAGAGACAUAGUUUCCUUUCCUGGUUCUUCUGUUGACACCUCAGUGAGUGGGCGGCUGCGUCGAUCGGCUCUGAUGCCUGAUAUCACACAUCUGGAACUGCUAGUGGUGGUAGGGCCUGAUGUGCAUCAGGUCCACAAACAGGAUACAGAACGAUACAUCCUCACCAACCUCAACAUUGCCUCAGAGCUGUUGAGAGACAUGACCAUGGGCGCCAACAUGAGGGUGCACCUGGUCCGCAUGAUCAUCCUGUCAGAGCCAGAGCCAGAGAUCCAAAUGUCUGCGAACAUUACCUCUUCUCUCAGAAGUGUGUGCGACUGGGGCAGAAGGAUAAACCCCUCAAACGAUACAGACCCACUACACGCUGAUCUUCUGUUGUACAUUACAAGGUACGACCUGAUGUUGCCUGAUGGGAACAAGCAGGUCAGGGGUGUAGCACAGCUGGGUGGGGCUUGCUCCAGUGAAUGGAGCUGUGUGAUCACGGAGGAUACAGGCUUUGACCUGGGGAUCACCAUUACUCAUGAAAUUGGCCACAGUUUUGGAAUCAACCAUGACGGAGUGGGAAACACCUGCAGCAGGAGUGGGUUCAUUAUGGCCUCUGAUGGAGGCUACAAUAGUGUUGAUCUCACCUGGUCCCCGUGCAGCAGACAGCAGCUGCUCACAUUCUUCAGUGAAGGGAAAGCUGAAUGUGUAAAAGAUCUGCCUGCAUUGGGAGGCUCCCUGCAAGACUGGAAGCCUGGUCUAUAUUAUGGAGUUGAUGACCAGUGCCGUAUAGCUUUUGGUAGCACUGCAAGGGCCUGCUCUUUCACCAAUCCUGACAUGCCAGCUUGUCGUGCUCUGUCCUGUCACAUUAACCCUGAUGAUGACAGCUCCUGCAAACGUCUCCUGGUUCCACUGCUGGACGGGACAGAGUGUGCACCUAAUCAGUGGUGUUUGAAGGGGCGCUGUGUGUCCUCAGAUGAGCUCAGCUCCUCUAUGGUGGUGCACGGCUCCUGGUCCAGCUGGUCAGAGUUCUCCCCCUGUUCACGGACUUGUGGUGGGGGGGUCAGUCAUCGCACACGGAAAUGCAGUAACCCAAGACCUGCUUUUGGAGGGAGUGAUUGUGAGGGACCAGAUAUAGAGGCUGAACUUUGUCACCAGUGGCCAUGUAAGCGCACCCAGAUGGAUUUCAUGGCAGAGCAGUGUUCCCAAACAGACCUCCACCCCCUCUACCUGCUACCAGACACUGCCUCCUUCUACACCUGGGUCCCUGCUGUAGGGUUUGCACAAGGGGAUGAGCAGUGUAGGUUUAUGUGCCAGUCCGAUGGAGAAAACUUCAUUGUGAGCCGUGGCUCUCAAUUUGUGGACGGGACUCGCUGUGAGUCGGACAGCCCUCCUCCAUUUGGCUCCACAGCUGCUUGUUUAAGAGGAAAAUGCCAGCUGUUUGGCUGUGAUGGUGUGCUACACUCUGGGAAAAUAAGGGAUGUGUGUGGUGUGUGCGGUGGAGAUGGAUCGUCCUGCAGCUUGACCUUUGACUCCUACACUGGUGGUCAGGCCAGAGAGUACACCACCUUCCUGUCUCUGCCAGUGAAUGCCACACAGGUCCAUAUUGUCAACAGGGCACCUGUCUUCACUCACAUGGCUGUAAUGAUUGGGGAUCAGUACAUUGUGUCUGGAAUGGGCAGCAUGGCACUGAAAAUGACCCAUCCCUCCCCGUUGGAUGAUAACCGCCUAGAGUACGGCCUUCGUCUGACUCCUGACCUUUUGCCUGAGAUGGAAGAGCUGCGGCUGCCUGGACCUCUGCAAGAGGAGAUAAAAAUACAGGUUUAUCGCAAAUAUGGAAAAGAAUAUGGAGAGAAAACAAAUCCAAACAUUAGCUACCAGUUCUAUGUACCUACCAUAAACAGUGACUUGACAGAUAUCACACCUAAAGGCAAAUGGGUUGUCUUCACAACACCCUGCUCUGUCUCUUGUGGAUCAGGUGUACAGAAGCAUGUACAUGUCUGUGUAGAUGAAGAUACCAACAACCAUUUGGAGGAACACAAUUGUGAAACACCUCCUCCACCCAUACUACUCCACACAACCUGUCUGCCCUCCCCCUGUCCCCCCAGGUGGGAUACAGGAAAGUUUGGGCCUUGUAGUACCUCCUGUGGUGGAGGAGAGAGAGUGCGCCCUGUAAGAUGUGUUCGGAAACAUGCAGCCGACGUAGUAGAAGUUCCUGAAUCUGAAUGCCCACCUACAACUCCAAAUACUGUUGAAAAAUGUAACCUGCAACACUGUCCUGCCAGAUGGCGUGUGUCAGAUCCAGGGGAAUGUUCAGCAGUGUGCGGGCCAGGAGAAGCGAAACGUGUUGUGUCAUGUGUUCGGCCAGAAGAUGGUCAGGAGGUUGAAGUGGAGGAAAGCUUUUGUUCAAAGCAGAUCAAACCACCUGAUUCUGUGCCCUGUGUGGUAGAUGUUUGUCCAAUUGGAUGGGAGUCUAAGGGAGAGGAACUGCCCAUGCUAAAGUCUGGUUUAUUGCCACACUCUAGACAGGCUCCUGUGUAUGUCUGGAGUCCUGUUAUCAGCCAGUGCUCAAAGAGCUGUGGCAAUGGAACCCUGCAGGUUUGGUUUUCCUGUGUGGACCACCAGACCAGACUGGGGGUGUCCAACUUCCGCUGUGAUGCUUCUACCCAACCUCAUCCUCAGUCUGAGACUUGCAACACAUCUCCCUGCCCCCCUAUGUGGCGCUCUAAGCAAGGAGUCUGCAGUGUAACAUGUGGAGGAGGAGUGGCCAGCAGAGUGUUGUACUGCGCUGGAGAGACAGAGGGGGAGGAGGAUGUGGUGGAGGAUUCAAUGUGCAGUGACUUUCCCAAACCCACAGCAGUGGUUUCAUGUAACACCCACAACUGCCCAGCAAGGUGGAAGGUAUUCAGGACAUCACCCUGCUCUGUGUCCUGUGAUUUGGGUGUAGCUCAGAGGACUGUCUCUUGUGUCCAGUUCAUCCACGGCAAGGAGAAUGUGGUUCCGGAGGUAAACUGCCAUGCAGCUGUCAAACCGGCCACCACAGUGCCCUGCCUGGUGCAGGUCUGCACCUUCAGAUGGGAGGUGAAACCAUGGAGCCAGUGUUCCGUACCCUGUGGAUACGGGAUCCAGUCUAGAGCUGUGUCCUGCAUGGGUCCCUCUAAGCCAGAGCCCCUCAGCCCUCUGCUUUGUAUGCACAUGCCCAAGCCCAUCACCAUCCAGGGCUGCAACAUGGGCAGCUGCAGAGACAUGCUGGCCACCUUAGAUGUCACCACUGCAGUGCAUACUGAAAUUAAAGCUAACCUCACAGAGGAGGGACUUCUCCUUUCUCCCACCCUGAGCCACAAAGAUACAACACCAACCCAGACGGGCCAUCUGCCUCCAAGUCCAACAGAGGCAAUCACCAUCCCACAGACCACUACGACAACCACCCCUACCCCUACGCCCAGUCCAUGUGGACGGCUACUCCUGGAAGAAUCAGGCAUGGUGGACUUGAAAGACAUAACCAGCCGUUGCACCGUAUCCAUAGGUCGACCCCUAGAUGAGGUCAUUCAUGUUAAAGUAGAAUCUGGCUCUUUGAACUGCAGAAAAAGGGAGUAUAUAGCAUUUUUUGACCGACUGGCAUUUGUGAGGAAGUGCGAGCAGGUGGCAGGUAGUGAACUGACCACCAGAACCAACGUCCUGCUGGUGCGUCAAAAUCUGCUCAUCCCUGGGAACGGGGUUUUGUUCACCUACAAGUCACAGAAAAACAUGAAGAAGAGCCACCAUCAGGAUUGUGACAUUCAGCUGUUUUCCCCAAGUGGUGUCUUUGAGAAUCCAACAACGUCCAACACUAACCACACCUGUCGAGUCCUCAUCAAUGCCCCUCCCUCGGUGAAGAUCAAAAUCCAAGCGCUAUACAUAGGAUUAGCAUUCAACUCCACAAACUCCCAGUCUACAUACAUUAUGAUCCGGGACAUGGAUGUCUUAAAGACCAAUGUGUUUAAAGGCCGACAGCUGUUUCUGUGGCACUCCUCUGGAAAUAUGGCUGAGAUUGAAUUUCAUGGAGACUACCUGCAUUCCAAAGGGAGCUUCAGAGCUGAAUAUUACUUUGUGGUUUGAAAUGUAUGUUUAACAUUUCUUUAGUUUAAAACAAUUAUGUUUGUUGAAUAGAAAGGCUUAAGCAGACUUCAGCAAGAUCCUUUCUUUUGUGUUCAUUCCUAUGUGCCAAUUAUUUUGACCUGAAAUAAAUACUAUA